AAGGCCACGGCUCUCCUCCAGCGGCACCGCGGAUGUUGGCAGCGCAGCUAGGUCAGGCUCCGCCGGCGGGCCGAGCAGAGUGCGCGGGGUUUGCCUGCUGGGAGAAGGGAAGGUGCGCGCCCAACCGCCUGCGAUAGACGAGAGAUCCUUAUUGACGAUGGUGGUCAUUGGAGGUAUAAAUAUUGAAGAAUAUAUCAUUUACAGACAAGAUCUUUGAAAUCUGUUUCCUUCAGACAGCAAAGGAAGAAGAGACUUAAUCACAGCAUAACGGGCAGAGAAACGUAAAGGCUCGAAGAAACAAUACUUCACUACUUCUUUCCAAAAGUCAAGACCCACCAAAAUCUGCUGGAUUCCUCCACCAGUCUUCCGGAUUUGAGAUGUAACGUGGGGUGCAGGAGUUCCUCAGCUGAGGGGUGUACUAUGACAAGGAGCCAGCCUCAAUGGACAUUGCCCAUUAUCGAGAAUUAAACAGGAGAAUAUCUAAAGCAAAGCUGAAAGUGCAUCGAGAAUUGUCAGAAGCCUAAAUAUCCCCAAAGUAACUAGAAGCAAGACCAUGAGGAGUAAUGUAGCUUGGAGUGAACAAGAUGAUAAUAUCCACCUUAAAUCUAAUGCUUAAUGAGGAAAAAGGCUGUUUUAUUGGAGCCAGGGAGUCAUGAAAGAAACUCAAGAAGAGAACUUGGAUAAUGAACGGAAGAUAAAAAGAAAACAAAAAGAAUGUGGCAUAUAAAGGGUAUAAUACCUGGAGGUAUUAGAUCUGACUCAUAUUUAUAAAAAUGAGACGAGCUUUCACAAAAUACAAGUUAUCUUAGUCAUCAAGCUUGGAGCCAUGCUGUUGAACUAGAAAUUCUCCUUUUCCCCAUUCUCCUUUCUGACAGGUAACAAAGGAUUGGUGAAUUAUGAUUUUCCCAAGUUGGAAGCACUAAUUUUUAUCUAUAUAGUUCAUCCUUAUGAAUAUAUAAGGAGUUAAACAUUGCAUAUUUAAUGUGGAUUAUAAUGGGAAACUGACUCAUUAACAAAAAUGGCCACUUUUAAGGACCUGGUUUCAAACUGAGCUGGAGCCUCCCAAUGCACUUUGUACAAUUUGGGGAAAGGUGUACUGAAUGGCCUUCUUUGGGAGGCCAUGAUGACAUGUAGUAAAAGGAUAUCAUCUUACUGUUGAUAUCUUUGAAGACUCAUAAACAGAAACAGAAAAAUGAAUGGUGGAAAGGAGUGUGACGGAGGGGACACGGAUGGAGGGCCACCAGCAGUGCAAGUUCCCGUUGGUUGGCAGCGACGGGUGGACCAAAGUGGAGUGCUCUAUAUCAGUCCCAGUGGGUCUUUAUUAUCCUGCUUGGAGCAGGUGAAGACUUACUUGCUGACUGAUGGAACAUGCAAGUGUGGCCUAGAAUGUCCUCUUGUUCUUCCCAAGGUCUUUAAUUUUGAUCCUGGAGCUGCUGUGAAGCAGAGAACUGCUGAAGAUGUUAAAGCGGACGAAGAUGUCACCAAACUAUGCAUACAUAAAAGGAAAAUUAUUGCUGUGGCUACACUUCAUAAAAGCAUGGAAGCACCACAUCCUUCACUAGUUCUAACCAGUCCUGGUGGUGGAACAAGUGCAACUCCGGUAGUUCCUACUCGAGCAGCAACUCCGAGAUCGAUGAGGAAUAAAUCACAUGAAGGAAUUACAAAUUCUGUGAUGCCAGAAUGUAAGACUCCUUUCAAGUUGAUGAUUGGGGCAUCUAAUGCCAUGGGUAGGCUUUAUGUGCAAGAAAUGGCUGGAAGCCAGCAACAAGAACUUCAUUCUGUCUAUCCUAGGCAGAGAUUGGGUAGUAAUGAACUUGGACAGAAGUCUCCAUAUCGUGGCAGUCAUGGUGGGAUGCCCAGUCCAGCUUCAUCAGGAUCGCAGAUAUAUGGAGAUGGCUCAAUCUCUCCUAGGACUGACCCACUUGGAAGCCCUGAUGUUUUCACAAGGAACAAUCCCAGUUUUCAUGGAGCACCCAACUCAAGUCCUAUUCACAUGAACAGGACACCUCUGUCUCCACCAUCAGUAAUGCUACAUGGUUCUCCCAUACAGUCAUCCUGUGCAAUGGCUGGAAGGACUAAUAUACCUCUUUCCCCAACCUUGACCACAAAAAGCCCUGUAAUGAAAAAAACCAUGUGUAAUUUUUCAACUGGUAUGGAAAUACCACGAGCAAUGUUCCACCAUAAACCACCCCAAGGUCCGCCCCCACCUCCUCCACCACCUUCUUGUGCUCUUCAGAAAAAGCCAUUAACAUCAGAAAAGGAUCCACUUGGCAUACUUGACCCUAUUCCUAGCAAACCAGUCAAUCAGAAUCCUGUUAUCAUUAACCCAACUACUUUCCAUUCAAAUGUCCACUCUCAGGUACCCGUGAUGAAUGUAAGCAUGCCUCCUGCUGUCGUCCCUUUGCCAAGUAAUCUUCCUUUGCCAACGGUAAAACCCGGUCACAUGAACCAUGGAAGUCAUGUUCAAAGAGUUCAACAUUCAGCUUCAACCUCCCUGUCUCCUUCGCCAGUGACGUCCCCCGUUCAUAUGAUGGGAUCCGGGAUUGGAAGGAUCGAGGCUUCUCCCCAAAGAUCACGUUCUUCUUCCACGUCAUCAGAUCAUGGAAAUUUCCUGCUGCCUCCAGUAGGACCGCAGUCAUCUUGUACUGGUAUGAAAGUUCCUCCCCGGUCCCCAAGGUCAACAAUAGGGUCACCAAGACCAUCUAUGCCAUCUAGCCCUUCCACCAAGCACGAUGGACUUAAUCAAUACAAGGACAUCCCUAACCCAUUAAUUGCUGGAAUGAGUAAUGUAUUAAAUCCUCCAAACAAUGCAGUUUUUUCUACUGCAUCGGCUGGAAGCGGUUCUUUGAAGAGUCAGCCUGGUUUGCUGGGAAUGCCUUUAAAUCAGAUCUUGAACCAGCACAAUGCUGCCUCUUUUCCAGCAAGUAGUUUACUCUCAGCAGCAGCCAAAGCACAGCUAGCAAAUCAAAAUAAACUUGCUGGUAACAACAACAGCAGUAGCAAUUCUGGACCUGUUGCCAGCGGUGGCAACAACGAAGGACAUAGCACUUUAAAUACCAUGUUCCCUCCUGCUGCCAAUGUGCUUCUACCAACGACUGAAGGGCAAAGUGGUCGAGCAGCACUGAGAGAUAAGUUGAUGUCUCAGCAAAAAGAUCCUCUGAGAAAAAGAAAGCAGCCAACCACCACGGUGUUGAGUUUGCUGAGACAGUCUCAGUUGGAGAGUUCUGGAGUUUCCAAAGCUGGAUCUGAUUUGAUAAGGAAGCAAAGUCAAAGCUCGUUUCCCAUCAGCUCUAUGUCCCAGUUACUUCAGUCCAUGAGUUGUCAAAGCUCUCACAUGAGCAGCAAUAGUACCACCAGUUGUGGGAGCUCAAAUACUGUUUUGCCUUGCUCUGGUAACCAGAUGCAUUUCGCAGACACCAGUAUGAAUUCUGGCACUCUUCAGAACUCGCUGGCGCAGAGUUUACCGUUACGAGGGGAAGGUCUGCACUGCCAGAACACAAACACUAACUUUGUCCAUGGUACUAGCCCAGGCACAGCCAACCAUCUCGCAGGUUUAAUAAAUCAGAUGCAGGCUAGCGGGAGCUGUGGGAUGCUCAGUCAGUCAGGAAUGGCUUUAGGAAAUUCAUUACAUCCGAACCCACCUCAGUCAAGAAUCCAGGCAUCCUCCACUCCAGUGAUACCAAACAGCAUUGCUAGCAGCUGUAAUCAAACAAGUCCUGAAGCAGGGGGUUCAGGACCGUCAUCAUCAAUAGCCAUAGCUGGCACCAGCCAACCUGCCAUCACAAAGACAACAUCUGUUCUUCAAGAUGGUGUUAUAGUCACUACUGCAGCUGGAAACCCACUUCAGAGCCAGCUGCCCAUUGGGAGCGAUUUCCCUUUCGCUGGCCAUGAACACUCGCUUCAUUUCCCGCAGAACAGCUCUUCAAACAACAAUCUUCCACAUUCUUUGAAUCAAAACCUCCUCAGUUCUCUACCUAUCUCUUUGCCAGUGAAUCAGCAACAUCUCCUAAACCAGAAUCUAUUAAAUAUACUGCAGCCUUCAGCAGGAGAAGGCAAGUCUGAGGUCAACCUCAACCCUUUAGGUUUUCUCAACCCGAAUGUAAAUGCUGCUUUAGCUUUUCUCUCCAGUGACGUGGAUGGGCAGGUAUUGCAACCUGUUCAUUUUCAGCUUCUAGCAACCCUCCUCCAGAACCAAGCCCAAGCAGCUGCCAUGCUUCCCCUACCAUCUUUCAAUCUGACCAUCUCAGAUUUGCUGCAACAGCAAAAUAACCCUUUGCCCUCAGUAACACAGAUGACAGCCCCACCUGACCAUUUGCCAAGCAAUCAGUCAGAAAGCAACAGGGUUGAGACCCUUUUAACCAACCCCCUGGGGAACCCUAUACCAAGCUUUUCAGGCACUGACACUACUUCUAACCCCCUGCUCCUCCCAGCUGUCUCUGGGGCCUCAGCAUUAAUGGCCUUGAAUCCCCAGCUGGUGGGAGGUGUCCUGAACUCUGCAUCGGGCAACACCGCUAAUCAUCCAGAGGUUUCCAUAGCCACCUCCUCCCAGGCAACCACUACCACAACCACUACAUCAUCAGCAGUGGCAGCACUGUCUGUCUCAACCCUGGGUGGUGGGACAGCAGUGGUGUCAAUGGCAGAAACAUUGCUGAACAUAUCUAAUAAUGCUGGGAAUACAUCUGGUCCAGCUAAACUCAACAAUAACUCUGUGGUGCCACAGCUACUUAACCCUCUACUGGGGACAGGUCUGCUUGGUGACAUGUCAUCUAUAAACACUACUUUGAAUAACCAUCAACUGAGUCAUCUCCAGUCGCUAUUAAACAACAAUCAGAUGUUUCCUUCAAAUCAGCAGCAACAGCACCUUCUCCAGGGGUAUCAGAACAUGCAGGGCUUUCAAGGCCAGCCCCCAAUUCCUGGCCCGGCUAACAACCCAAACCCCAUGGCAUGUCUGUUCCAAAAUUUCCAGGUGAGAAUGCAGGAAGAUGCUGCUGUCCUAAACAAAAGAAUGAUCACUCAGAUGGGAAUGGCACCAGUUCCCGAGAGCUCCAACACUAUGCUUCCUCCUUUCCAAGAAACAUCUUGUGAUUUGCAGCAAAGAACUGAACCAUCUCUUGGACAACAGGCAAAGGAUAACCUCAAUGUCGCUGCUCAGGGUGAUACAUCAGUGGACGCUAUCUACAAAGCAGUUGUAGAUGCUGCAAGCAAGGGAAUGCAAGUAGUAAUCACCACUGCCGUUAGCAGUACAACACAAAUGAGUCCCAUUCCAGCUUUGAGUGCCAUGAGUGCCUUCACAGCCUCAAUUGGUGACCCAUUAAAUCUUUCUAGUGCUGUCAGUGCAGUAAUCCAUGGAAGAAACAUUGCUGUUUCUGAUCACGAAGGUAGGCUAAGGAACGCUAGAGGAACGCGAAUACUGAAGAAUUCAGAACAUGGUAAAAAUUCAAGUGAAGGGGAUGGGUAUGAAUAUUACAAAUCAACAAGUUGUAACACACCCAAAAAACAGUGGGAAGGGGAGCAAAGUCCUGUCAGUGAGAUAAACAGAUGGAAAUGUGAUGAGUUUCUAGACCACUCUGCACAUAUCCAUAGUAGUCCUUGUCACGAAAGGCCCAAUAACAUCUCCACACUGCCAUUAUUACAAGGCGAGCAGCAUCAGAUACUGUUAUCACAGCGAAACUGUCAAAGUGAUAAAAUGUUGGAGGAGAAUUUCAGGUAUAACAAUUACAAAAGAACUAUGAUGAGUUUUAAGGAAAGACUGGAGAACACUGUGGAACGAUGUGCACACAUAAAUGGAAAUAGGCCUCAGCAGAACAGAGGAUUUGGGGAGUUGCUGAACACUUCUAAACAAGACCUGAUUCUGGAAGAGCAAUCUCCAAGUUCCUCAAAUAGCUUGGAAAGUUCAUUAGUUAAAGACUAUAUCCAUUACAAUGGAGAUUUUAAUGCCAAAAGCAUUAAUGGGUGUGUGCCUAGCCCUUCAGAUGCUAAAAGCAUCAGUAGUGAAGAUGACCUAAGGAAUCCAGAUUCCCCUUCUUCAAACGAGCUGAUACAUUACAGGCCGAGGACGUUUAAUGUUGGCGACUUGGUCUGGGGCCAAAUCAAAGGACUGACUUCAUGGCCUGGAAAACUAGUAAGAGAAGAAGAAGUUCACAAUUCAUGUCAACAAAACGCUGAGGAGGGGAAGGUCUGGGUAAUGUGGUUUGGUGUUCAUACCUUCACUCAGGUGGAGCCAGAGAAGUUGAAGACACUAACAGAAGGUCUAGAAGCUUACAACCGAGCCAGAAAAAGGAACAGAAAAAGUGGAAAGCUAAAUAACCAUUUAGAAGCUGCUAUACAUGAGGCCAUGAGUGAACUAGACAAAAUGUCUGGGAAUGUCCACCAAAUCCCACAGGGAGACAGACAAGUGAAGCCUCCAAAACCCAAGAGGAGGAAGAUCUCUAGAUAACAUUGAAUGUCUUUGUUACUGGUCCAGUACUUAUCAAAACGAACGUGCACAUAAGUCUAUAUGUAGGUAUUGGUAUAGACGUGGUUAUAUCAAUAUUUAUAUGAAGACAGAUAGACACCACCGCAGGGUGCUACGUGGAGUAGUGGUACAAUAUUUUUGAUGAUUAGGAGCGAUAGCAGUUGCUGGAUAAACCAAUCAAAACUCUUGAAAGGUUACAGUAACAAUGUCAGAUGAUUACUGAUUUUUUUUUUCUAUAAUACUAAAAUUGUGAUUAUAAGAAAUAGUCCAAAUGUUUCUGAGAAAUUUUCAUUGUGUAUAUAGAUAAUACAGAAUUUCAUGGUGAUAUCUGAAAUGUAAAUAUUGUACAAUAUUGUCAUGUACAAGCGUACCUAAUGCACACUUUAUCUUUUAUUGUACAAAAAAAUAGUGUACAAAAUUCUUUGGUUUCUAUUGAGUACACAUACAAGAGACUACCAGUGUAAAGUGAUAAAUAAAAAUACAGCCUAAAUGCUUUUAUAUGAUAAUGUAAAAGAUGCUGUUUUUGUAUUUAACAGCAGAGAGAAGGCAUGAUUAUGUAAUACCUUAAUUAUGACAUACACUUCACGCCACUGAGUGUUCAUUUAUACUGUCUGUUUGGAAUGAACCUUGCCUGGAAGUACUGUACUCCAUUCAGGUCUCUGUAGGAGAGUGCAACCUUGCAGAUUCCUAACGGGACGUGGGAUCACAGCUCUAAUUAAUAAUUCAAAGGCUGCAACCAUCGGUUGCGUUUUUAUUUACUUAACUUUUAAAGUAGAAUGCUGUAGAUUUUAUUAAAAAGGAAAAAAAAAGUAGAUGAACUACUUUAGUCAGCCAUUUCUGUAGUUAAAGUUUCAUAGCCACCUGAUAAACUAAACAGUUUCUAUCCCCAGUAACUCUGACCCCUCAAACCCUCUAGAUUUAUUAGCUUAAAUUAUCUAACGUCAUUAACCAUCGCGUUUACUUUUAAUGGGGCAGAGGCCCUACCUAAUGAUGUGAUCAGUGCUGAUUGCGGUUUGGUUUUGCAGUAGAACGAAAGGGCACGCUCCACAGCGUUCAGAAAAGUGAUUCCGGAUCCAUCUCACAGUAUUAAAACAAAAAAUCAAGGGUGGCUUACAAAACUAUUAGCAACAGUAAUUUUUAUCAGUAUUAUGUAACAUAUCAGAUUUAUUUUAUUUAAAAAGAAUUAUUUAUACCAUUAACAGAUUCUUAUAUAUAUUAAUGUGGCUGAAAUGUGCAGGUUAAAUCUAUUAACCAAAUUAUUUAUGUUAUAUUAAGUGAGAAAUGUGAAACAUAUGUAGAAAAAAUUAAUACACUACAGAUUUAAAAGUCUAAAGCUAUGAGCCAUUAUAAAAUUAACGAACGGAAGUGUAGCACAACAUUAUUUCCAUUUUAGUUCUUUUUUUUUCUUUUUUUUUUUUUUUCAUUUUUCAACGUGGAUGGUGGUGAUGGUGAUGGAAGCAAUGGCAUCCUGUGUCUUCGAGGCUUCCCGAAAUAAUUCACCAUUCCCGGUCCCCGGGUGGAGUCCUUAACCCCCCCUCCUCGCCCGGGCCCGCCACCUACCUCAGGUCGCCUUUCUCCCUGAGCUCCCGAAUCUCACUCUCUAGCCACGGACUGGCAGCGGUCAGCGCCCCGCGAAGCCGGUGGCACUGCCGCUCUCCGGGCGCCGGGACCACGCGCCACCGCCGCCCCUCUGCCCGGGCGCCCUGCCCGAGCCCCCCACGUCUCCGCAGAGUGACAUGACCGAGGCCGGCUGCCCCCGAGGACCACGGGCCCGCAGGCUCCCCCAGCCUCGGCUCUCGCGUGCCGGAGCACAAAGCACUACCUCCGGGCUCCCCGCUUCCUCAUGUCCCGCAGAGCAGCUCCCACUCCUUCCCUAGCCCGAGGGAUCGCAAUAGCUACACUGGCUACAGGGGCCUGGAGGCAGGAGCCCUUCCUUCCGCGGGGUAGGUUCAUUUGUCGUGUGUGUAACGCCACGGUCCUACACGCAGACUCAUGUGGAGUGAUUCUUUUGUGUAGCGUAGUUGGCAUUUUUCUGUUACAAGUUGCUGUGUUUGUUCUGUUUAAAGCGUCGAUGUUGUCCCUUCUCCAUGCCCGCCUGCUUUCCGCUGUUUGUCCACACCUGUGCGUUUAAUCAGAGAUGCGGGGGUGUGUGCGAGGGUGCGUGCGUGUGCGCCUGGGUAGUUCAGUUUAUUUCCCCCUUUGCUUUCUGUCCUAGAGCGGAGUUUGUAUCGACCAACCCUUCUUUUGGCAUUUUAACGAAUUAGGUUUGUACUUUCUCACCGAUGUAUACUUUACAUCAGUAGACUAUGUAAAGUAUUUUUGUGCACUUGAUUUCAUUGGUUAAUAAUGGCAUUGAUGUGGGUGCUAGGAGUAGUUUGUUUCAGUCCAUACAAAUUUUUUUCUCUUUUAGAGUUUUUAUGGUUUCAUGUAAGCAGUUAAUGUAAAUAUUGUGAGCAUUACAGGUCAUGCAGUGUUGUAACAUUUUAAAAAAUGUUGCACCUACUUUACGAUUAAAAAACUGGUCACUCAUACUUGAAUUUUGCCCUUAGAGCCAUUUCUUUCUCUUUGCAUUAAAGCAUAAUAUACUUUUUUGAUGGAGGCCCAACCCUUCUUUCUACCUUAUUAUUUUUUGUUUAAUAAAUCUAUAUUUUUUCUAAUAGAAGACUUAAAAUGAAAAUUUAAAAAAAAAAUACUUUUUGCCUACUUUCUAAUUUAAGAGAGAAUUCCUAUAUUUAAAAGGUGGAAAAAAAUACUCCAUUGUGGAAAGUGGAACAAUGCUUUUAUUUGUCAUUAACAUGGCGCAAUCACCCAGAACUGAGCUGGCUGAGCACAGCGAGCCCACAAAGUCGAUCAGGAUCUCGGUAGCUUAGGGCACUACGUGGUUCUUUAAGGAUGUAAAGUGUUGCGUAUUCUUGUCUAUUUAUUUAUUUAUUUAUUAUGCUUUCUUUUGCUAAGUGGGUGACAAUGUGGUUGAGUCAUUCAGAUGACAUUCAAAUUAAAGAAAAUAAUUCCUCUUUCUAUUAUGGUGCAUUUUGUGAACACCAUAAAAAUAUUUUCAUUUAUUCCGAUGGAUUUUCUUCAUAUUUUCACUUCUUAAAGAGACCGUUUUGCUGGUAUCAGCUGCAAAAACAUUAUCCACAGAGGAAAGAAAAAAGAAAAAAAAAAACAACCCACCUCUGAUGUCCCAGGUCUAUUAUACUCACAGUCUAAGGUUUUAGGGGUUAGAAAGAACUUAAAGGUGUUUCCUAAAUCAGGUUUCUAAGUAAUGUGAUAUCCUUUUGGAGUCCCUGAAUUUGCUGGUAUAGAGUUAUUAGAGGGCUCAUGGUGGACUGAAUUACCUUAGGACUGCUACCUUUCUUAGCUACAGUUUGUAUUUUGCUAUGUAGGGUUGUAAUGUGAGAAUUCCAGAAGAGCAGUAGCAUUAAAAGUGCUUUUCUAUUUUUUAAAAAAACCCAUUCUAGUCUUACUAAGAAUUAGAAAUUUUUUUAUUAUCAGUUUUGUAAUUUUUGAUAAAGUUGUCAAUAUUAUGAUUAAAUCACCAGAAAAAAAAGUUCCUGUGAUGUUCUCUUCGGGGCAGGGACUAUGUCUCCUGUGUAUUUGUAAGAUGCCUAGCACAACGGGGUGCCCAGUCUUAAACGGGGCCAUGGGCACCGCUAUCAAAUUAAAUAGUAAACAACAAGGUCAAAGUUGAUUUAAAGGUAUGAAAGCCAAGAGAAUUCACAGUUAAGCCUAAAAUCUGGUUACCUGUCCUUAGUUUGUGUCCUCCGUGAAUGCAAUGUCAUCCCGGGCAGCCUCUGGCAGGUAAGUCGAGGAAGCUGACGGCUGUUGAAGCUUUGCUCACGAAAACCAGGACGUUCUGAUCCACGUCCAACGCCAGCACCCCGUAGCACGGCCUCCAGUUCCCUGACUCUGCUCUUUGUGCCGGCACCACCUGAGCAACCCAGCGUCCACCUUUGAGAGGCGCCUGGAAGUAUCAUUAUUAACCUGCUGCUUUCAGCUUGGUGCUAACUUACACAAUCCGAACCACGCAAACAGAUAAUUUAGCUCAAAAUCCGCUGCAAGUUCAAUUUGAACCUAGGUCAGAUGAACUCCAGAAAAACACUUCCAGGCUUCCCAAAAAGCCUUCUGUGGCUGCCCACGGCCGGCUGCUGCAGUUCCUCCAACCACGCGCUGCGCUGCCGGGGACGGGAGGUGAACAGCCACAGAGGAGAGCCCUCACUCGCGUAUUUCCUGCGGUCCCACUCAUGCAGAGUCAGCAGGAGCCGUUUGUUGCCAUACCGUAGCGUGCUGCUGCAACGUGCUGCGCGAGCACAGGUGCCCCAGAAGGUCCCGCCAGCCUCGUGCAGCGCUGCGCGCUGGCGGGCAAAGUGGAGGAAAGCACCCUGAAGUGGAACCGCAACGCAUCGCAUUUGCUUCGCGCUUGGGAGCUAAGCGGUGGCAAGUCGGGCCCCCCUAGCUCACUUCGCUCCCUGCCAGGUUCUGCUGUUUCUGUAUUGGCUAUGGACGCUCAAAAGAAAUUCUUGUUGUGGCUUUAAAAAAUCAGAGAUUUGACUUGACUCAAAACAGCCCCCACAAAACACGUUCUGGAGAGAUUUCAUCUCUCACGCUUUUACCUGCUGUGAGAUAAGAAUUUGUCUGUAAUUGAAUGCUAUUGCAACAGGAGAUAAGGGUUUAGGAUUUAGAACAGAAGAAAAAAUACAAGAGUGCUUUCUGGAAAAUUCGAUUCUAGAAAAGCCAUGGAAAAUGGGAAAGGUUUUCAUAUACUUCCUGGGGCUAAAGCUCAGCGGGGAGAGAGCAGCAUCUCUGCAGAGCCAGACCCCACAGCUGCCGCACAGACGAACUCCAAGCAAGCGUUAGUGUGGGUUGGCAGGAGUCAAAGAAACGAGCGUGCACGUGUGGGGUCAGCUGGCAUGUCAGAACGUCAGGCAGAAAUCCGUGCCAGUGAGUGAGCAAGGUGGAGCUGGGUCACAAUUUGAGUCCAGCUUUCAGAUGUGCUAAAAUAUUUCCACUAAUGGAUGGGAGAGCGAGGGCUCCCUUACAGCCACCUGCGUGUUGAGGGCCGGCGGGGCAAAAACCGUGCAGGUAAGUCCUCCCGCGGUGUCAGUGCCUCCUGACUGCUACUUAACCCGGUAACCAGGAGAGGCGGAAAAGAAAAAUAAGUGUUCUUGCCCCAGGGAAAUGUCAGGUACCAAAAUUCAGGCUACAAAGAAACAAUAUCCUAAAAACAUGGAAAAAUAAAUGCUUCCAGCUCAAAAAACAAAACAAAACCUACUACACUGAUUCUGUCUGCUUCACGCUUACCUACAGUAUGCGAACACGUCUGUGUGCGCGUAAUCUGGGAUGGAAAGGCGCAGCAAAGUGUGUUUAAUCUUACCCCAGAAGUUCCCAUCUCACCAAGUCACAGUCAUUUUAGGCCCUUUUGAAAGAGAGGCAAUUCUUAACUCCUGGUAGAAAUACCACUUUUUUCAGUUCCAGCAAAAUAAUUUCUUGCUUUUCACUCUGAAUUUUUCCUAGAGGGAGAAAAAAAUGUCAUAAAAAUAACAAGUAUAAG
Messenger RNA from Cygnus atratus (black swan), 12005 nucleotides. RefSeq names its product methyl-CpG binding domain protein 5 (gene MBD5). NCBI's taxonomy places the organism in Eukaryota, Metazoa, Chordata, Aves, Anseriformes, Anatidae. The record is from RefSeq and is a predicted model, not a curated record. The transcript has 15 exons. The coding region runs from base 1193 to 6436 and encodes 1747 amino acids. Gene Ontology annotation, cellular component: nucleus; chromocenter. Gene Ontology annotation, molecular function: DNA binding; chromatin binding.